This is a messenger RNA of Pleurotus ostreatus (oyster mushroom), 210 nucleotides long. RefSeq lists its product as uncharacterized. The transcript is spliced from 2 exons. The coding region runs from base 1 to 210 and encodes 69 amino acids. NCBI's taxonomy places the organism in Eukaryota, Fungi, Basidiomycota, Agaricomycetes, Agaricales, Pleurotaceae. The record is from RefSeq and is a predicted model, not a curated record.
AUGCGUCAACGUUCAACUCAAAGUCCCACCAAACAGCGAGCGGUGCCGGUGAAGGCCGAACAAACACGAAAACUAAUACGGAAAGCAAAGCCAUCUUUCGUACCCGAGGCCGACUCGACGAGGGUAACUAUCACCAUCAACUUUCCCGAUGGGUCCUCCUUCUAUCUUUCUUCUCUUCGAGAAGUGAUUGGCGUAAGUGAUAUGUUCUGA